This is a messenger RNA of Adineta ricciae, 1158 nucleotides long. NCBI's taxonomy places the organism in Eukaryota, Metazoa, Rotifera, Eurotatoria, Adinetida, Adinetidae. The record is from the annotation of a GenBank genome assembly.
AUGUCUACGCGGUUACUUCAUACGUUGCCUAGUGAAUUAAUUUAUGAAAUUCUUGAUCAUUUGGACGAAGUUACGAUUUUCCUCUCGUGCCGUAAUGUUUGUACGAGACUCAAUACCAUUACGGAUCAUUAUCGACGAUAUCAAAAAUUGACGACAUUGAAUUUAUCUUACCAACGAUUGGAUAGCCGCGGAAUACAACGACUAGUCGCUGCAUUGCCACAAAAUAAAACUCUUCUCUCACUUUUUUUACAAGGUAAUCGAAUAGAUUCACAAGGCAUACGAGAUAUUAUUAAUACUCUCAUACAAAACACAACAUUGACUACAUUGAAUCUUGAAAGCAAUGGGAUUGGUCAUGAAGAAGCGAAGUAUCUAGUCAACUUUUUGCAACGAAAUAGGGCACUUACAACACUCUAUCUGAGUAAUAAUAAACUCAACGAUGAAGGCACGCAGCAUCUUGCCCAUGCUUUAGUACAAAAUCAGACACUGACAACAAUGGACUUGCAAGGAAAUCAGAUUAGUGAUGUUGGAAUUCGGUAUUUAGCAGAUGCCUUGCACAACAAUAAAACACUCGUUCGAUUAUAUCUUCAAAACAAUCGAAUCGGUCAUUUAGGAGGACAGUAUCUGGCUGAUGCUAUGAAAACAAACAGAACACUGACGGUAAUUCAUCUGAGCCAUAACAAACUUGGACAACAGGGAAUACAAUACUUUGCACGAGCUUUACAACACAAUGAAACAAUUGUUACACUUGAUCUUCAACAUAAUCAGAUUGGCGAUCAAGGUAUACUGCACUUAGCAAAAGCUAUAGAAGGAAAUAAAACACUCAAUGCAAUUUAUUUACAAAAUAAUCAAAUCGGUCAUGCAGGAGCACAGUAUCUCGCCGAUGCUCUUCGAGCGAAUAAAACACUUACCAUCUUAGGACUCCAAAACAAUCAAAUCGGCGAUUCCGGAGCAGAUUAUUUAGCCGAUGCCUUAAAACGGAAUAAAACACUCAUUGCACUAUAUUUAUGUAAUAACAACAUCUCCAUUCGCGGAGAGCACUAUCUAUUAUAUGGUCUUCAGAAGAAUACUACACUGACUAUAUUGGACAUGCGAAACAAUCAUGUCACCAAUGAUAUACAACAACUCAUGAAAACAAUUCUCGAAAGAAACAUGCAUUAA